CCUCAGCCCUCCUUCCUGGACGCCGAGCUCAGUUCGCGCAGUAACAAAUGAAGUGCGCGCUGCGACACCUCCCAGCUCUCCAGCCUCGGCCGCCAUUUCCUCGCCAGGCCUAACGGUCCGGCCAAUCCCAGCGCACAGCGAGAAGGACGGAAGCUCCGCCAAUCGGAGGCCGCCGAUCCGACCCUUUGCCUCAGCCCGGCCCAAUCCAGGCUUCGGCCCGUCGCCCCCAGGCCGCCCCUGCCCCCCGUAGCGGGCUCUCUCCUCCCUCUUUGUGCGUCUCCCGCCCGCCGCCAGCCGGGCUCCAAACAUUCUGCGGCAACACAGUCGAGUCCCCUCCCCCCGGAAGGUUCGCUAAGGAGAAGCCACCGAAGAGGAGCCGCUGGUGUGGGUCCCGGGGGCGCCAUGGCUACCGGAGCGAAUGCCACACCGCUGGACUUCCCAAGGAAGAAGCGGAAGAGGAGCCGCUGGAAUCAAGACACAAUGGAACAGAAAACGGUGAUUCCAGGAAUGCCUACAGUGAUCCCCCCUGGACUGACUCGGGAACAAGAGAGAGCUUAUAUAGUGCAACUGCAGAUAGAAGACCUGACUCGUAAACUGCGCACGGGAGACCUGGGCAUCCCCCCUAAGCCUGAGGACAGGUCCCCUUCCCCGGAGCCCAUCUACAAUAGUGAGGGGAAGCGGCUUAACACCCGUGAGUUCCGCACUCGAAAGACGCUGGAAGAGGAGCGGCAUAACCUCAUCACAGAGAUGGUUGCUCUCAACCCUGACUUCAAGCCACCUGCAGAUUACAAACCUCCUGCAACACGUGUGAGCGAUAAAGUAAUGAUUCCACAAGAUGAGUAUCCAGAAAUCAACUUUAUAGGGCUGCUAAUUGGGCCCAGAGGGAACACAUUGAAGAACAUAGAGAAGGAGUGUAAUGCGAAGAUAAUGAUCCGGGGGAAAGGGUCUGUGAAAGAAGGGAAAGUUGGGCGCAAAGAUGGCCAGAUGUUGCCAGGAGAAGACGAGCCACUUCAUGCCCUGGUUACCGCCAACACCAUGGAGAAUGUGAAGAAAGCAGUAGAGCAGAUAAGAAACAUCUUGAAGCAAGUGAUUGAGACCCCUGAGGACCAGAAUGACCUUCGGAAGAUGCAACUUCGGGAGUUGGCUCGCUUGAAUGGGACCCUUAGGGAAGAUGAUAACAGGAUCUUAAGACCCUGGCAGAGCUCAGAGACCCGUAGCAUUACCAAUACUACAGUGUGUACCAAGUGUGGAGGGGCUGGCCACAUUGCUUCUGAUUGCAAAUUCCAAAGGCCUGGUGACCCGCAGUCAGCUCAGGAUAAAGCUCGGAUGGAUAAAGAAUAUUUGUCCCUCAUGGCUGAACUGGGUGAAGCUCCUGUGCCAGCAUCUGUGGGCUCCACCUCUGGGCCUGCCAGCACACCUCUGGCCAGUGCGCCUAGGCCUGCUGCUCCCGCCAACAACCCACCUCCACCGUCUCUCAUGUCUACCACCCAGAGCCGCCCACCCUGGAUGAAUUCUGGCCCUUCAGAGAGUCGGCCCUACCACGGCAUGCAUGGAGGUGGUCCUGGUGGGCCUGGAGGCGGCCCCCACAGCUUCCCACACCCAUUACCCAGCCUCACAGGUGGGCAUGGUGGUCAUCCCAUGCAGCACAACCCUAAUGGACCCCCACCUCCUUGGAUGCAGCCACCACCACCACCGAUGAACCAGGGCCCCCACCCACCUGGGCACCAUGGCCCUCCUCCAAUGGAUCAGUACCUGGGAAGUACGCCUGUGGGCUCUGGGGUCUAUCGCCUGCAUCAAGGAAAAGGUAUGAUGCCGCCACCGCCUAUGGGCAUGAUGCCGCCACCGCCGCCGCCACCCAGUGGGCAACCUCCUCCCCCGCCUACUGGUCCUCUUCCUCCAUGGCAACAGCAGCAGCAGCAGCCUCCACCACCCCCUCCGCCCAGCAGCAGUAUGGCUUCCAGUACCCCCUUGCCAUGGCAGCAAAAUACGACGACUACCACCACGAGCGCUGGCACAGGGUCCAUCCCGCCAUGGCAACAGCAGCAGGCGGCUGCCGCAGCUUCUCCAGGAGCCCCUCAGAUGCAAGGCAACCCCACUAUGGUGCCCCUGCCACCUGGUUCCGCCGGCAUGAUGUAUGCCCCACCUCCCCCUCCUCCGCCUCCCAUGGACCCUUCUAACUUUGUCACCAUGAUGGGCAUGGGGGUGGCAGGCAUGCCGAUCCCUCCCCGCAGCAGCGAUGGCCCGAGCCAUGAGAGUGAGGACUUUCCGCACCCAUUGGUGACCCUUCCAGGCAGACAGCCUCAGCAGCGCCCCUGGUGGACAGGAUGGUUCGGCAAAGCAGCCUGAGUUAUUUUUGUGGACGGAAUCGGAACACGCUGGCUCCAUAUUGUGAAAUUUUUAUUAAUUUUUUUCUUUUUCCUUUGUUAUUUCCUUAUCUCUUCCUUUCUUCAGACUCCGUCCAAGGAGAUGCUCUCCCCGGUCUUCUGCUGCAAUCAGAUUACUUUGCCUUUUCUCCAUUCCUCAUUCUUCUCUUUCCAAGGAGAGAGGAGCAAAUGGUUUUAGGCCAAGGCCUUGGCCACUAAUGUCAGGCUAGUUUGGACAGGGGUGUCCCUUUGGUUCUAAGAUUUCCAAGGUGCCAUCGCCACCCCAAGAUUAUUACUAUUUUUUUUAAGUGUGGAAUUUUGUGUCUGCUACCCUCAUAGAGUAGUGGCUUAAUCUCCAGGUCCGGGAUUCAUGUCCAUCCUGACACCCUGCCAGCAGUAGGUGUGGCUGCCCAAGCCACCUUGGGCUUGUCUGCCAGACCAGGUCGUUUCCAUGUUCCUGAGCACCUAAGCUGCCUCAUAUUCCAUUUGUUCCUCUCCUUCCUGGAAGGCUUCCUUUUAAAUUUUCUUUUGAUUCCAAAUGUCUGGAUGUUUUGCAGUGUCUAGGGUGUUGAGCCCCUUGUUUUUUUCGUUCUGCUCCCCCACCCCAUCCCUUUUCAUGGAGUGAUUAUGUUGACAAUAAUGUAUAAUGCGCGUUCUCUUCACUGGUUUAUCUGCAGAAAUUUCUCUGGGCUUUUUUUUUUUCCAGUGUAUGAUUCAACACUGCGUUAAAGGGGGAUGUUCCAUUGAAUAAAAGAGCAGUGUGGUUUUC
This is a messenger RNA of Myotis brandtii (Brandt's bat), 3132 nucleotides long. RefSeq names its product splicing factor 1 (gene SF1). Lineage: Eukaryota; Metazoa; Chordata; Mammalia; Chiroptera; Vespertilionidae. The coding region runs from base 403 to 2346 and encodes 647 amino acids. The record is from RefSeq and is a predicted model, not a curated record. Gene Ontology annotation, cellular component: nucleus. The transcript has 10 exons. Gene Ontology annotation, biological process: regulation of mRNA splicing, via spliceosome. Gene Ontology annotation, molecular function: zinc ion binding; mRNA binding.